Colletotrichum spaethianum is the source of this 2556-nucleotide messenger RNA. RefSeq names its product exocyst complex component sec10. Gene Ontology annotation, biological process: exocytosis; Golgi to plasma membrane transport. Gene Ontology annotation, cellular component: cytoplasm; exocyst. The coding region runs from base 1 to 2556 and encodes 851 amino acids. The transcript has 2 exons. Lineage: Eukaryota; Fungi; Ascomycota; Sordariomycetes; Glomerellales; Glomerellaceae. The record is from RefSeq and is a predicted model, not a curated record.
AUGGAGCGGGCUGGGUCUGGGGCCAAGUCCCUGUUCCCUCAAGGGCCCAGCUUCACCCUUGACGACUUCUCGAACCAGGACUUUGUUGUCCGCGAAUUCGUCGAUACUCUAGCUGAGAAUGCUGUGCCAGCGAACCGUCGCUCAGGUCCAGCGCAGCCUGCCUUCGACCCCAAGCCCCUCAUUCGCACAUUUGAGAAUGCGCUGUCGCAACUUGGAUCGUUGUCCGAGGAACUCCAGGAGAGGGAAUCGGAGCUCCAAUCCAACGUGCGAAGGGCCGAAGCCCAGCAUGACCAAACCCUCGACACCCUUGGCCGGAAGCUCGACCAGUCCAUGGCGUCCUUUGAGGCACUCGAUCUAUCGCUAAACCAACCCACGACCAAUGGCGCCGACAAGAACUCGAGGCAAGAGGUGGGCGGAAAUAUUGCUGUGCAGAUUGGUGAGAAACUCGAAGAGCUGGAUAGGAAGCGGAGACGGGCUCAAGACGCCAACUUCCUCAUCCAGUGCUGGAUUGAGGUUAGCGAAACAGGCCAACUCACGUCGCUGGAGGAGAUCCAGAGACAGGGAGGAGCAGAGAACAAAGUCCGAUGCGCAGUCAUCUCUCGCCAGCUUAUGCGCAUCAGUCAGCGGCUCGAUCCGUCAUCUUGGGGCCAGAAGAACGGGAUGAAUGGAUUUCGAGGAAACGGAGUCACGAACGGGGUCACCGGGAACAGUCGCGUGCACAACACAAGGGAAGUUCUCGAAAAAUUCUCGGAAUCUCUGGAACAAGAGUUGUUGAAGCAGUUCAACAGCAGCUACCGACGUCAGAACUUCGACGACAUGAUGGAAUGCUCAAAAGUGCUUUACGACUUCAACGGGGGCGCCAGUGUCAUUGCCACUUUUGUCAAUCAACAUCAAUUCUUCAUCGACAGAGAUCAGUUGAUCUCAGACGAAGUGACAAUGGACGGAGACACUUGGGAACAGAUCGCAGACCCCGACUCUGACCCGCCUGGCGUUGAAGCCAGCCUGCAAUCUCUCAUUGACGAAGUCAAACUCGUCAUGCAGGAGGAAUCAUUCAUCAUCAAACGGGCGUUCCCCUUUUACGAAACCGUCUUGAUCAAAUUCAUCCAAAGAGUGUUUCAGCAGUCCAUCCAGCAACGGCUCGAGAUGGUACUCGACAAGGCUAAUGAGGUCUCGUCUCUAGCGUUUCUGAGAUCACUGCACUCUUCGAGGACAUACAUCAGUACUUUGAUUGAAGACCUGAAAUCACACGGCCUGACUGAGCACCCAGAGCCAGUUUCCCCACAAAUUUCCCAGACCCUGGAUCAGCAGAUGGAGGAACUGUUUGUUCCCUAUCUUGUCGGCAACUCGUACAUUGACCGAGAGAAGAAGAGUCUCGAGGAGACAUACAACUCCUUGCUGUUCAAGUUCACGACAUAUCACUCCAAGAGGAAGAAGGCGCCAACUGGCUUCAUGGCUUCUCUUGCUCAACAGAGUUCACAGCUGAUAUCCUCGGCGAAGGACGCCUACCUCGAGCGCCUCGAUUCAUCCGAAUUGACGGCCACCCAGAAGGCCAUGAUGCUUCGAGUCGCAGGAAUCCAAGACAACAACGAAAACAAGGAUGACGUGGAGGUGUCAGAAGAGGACGGAAUUCUCAGCCUUGCCAAUGCCAAGAGAAUGAUGAAGUGGCUCGCGGAGUCCGUCCGUAGAACCCUUGAACUUGGCUCCCCUGUCGACACGCCCAAGGACGUCAACGUCCUCCUCAACCUCUUGCUUACAACGAUGGGGCGCGUCUAUGUCGAGACGGCUCUAGAUGCCGCUCUCGACAAUGCCUCAUCCCAGGAGAAUAUCAAGUCGGAGCCGGACUUGACCUAUCUCCCCGCGAUACGCCCGGCGGUAACCAUUACCAGCAUCAUGGAGCGCUUCAUCACCACUGUGCUGAUCAAGCUCGCCGAGUCCAACACCACGGUCCGCCGCAGCAUGUCGUCGCAGACAAAGUCCGCCAUUGACAGCAUCGAGCGCAAGACCAACGCCGUCAUGCGCAGCUCCAUCGAUGUUGUUACUAACUGGGUCACGCGUUCCCUGGCAAGCCAGAAGAAGUUUGAUUUCCGUCCGCGCGACGCAGACCUCGACUCUUUACAGACGGCCACGUGCCUGCAAAUCAGCCAGUUCCUCUCGCGCGUCUCCAAGCACGCUGCACAGGCCGUCGACGGCCAGAACCUGGAAGUCUGGAGCUCCGAGGUCGCCCUGGCCAUCCUGGCCUUGCUCUUUGAUCAUUUCAAAAAGUUCCAGGUGAACGCCACGGGAGGACUCAUGGUCGCACAGGAUCUGUCCAAAUACUCGUCCACUCUCAAGGAGUGGUCGCUCGCACCCGAUGUCGAGACCUCGGUCGAGCUCCUCACCGAUAUCGGCUCUCUCUUCAUCGUGGGUCCCGAGGCGCUGAGGGAGAAGUCUCGCACGCUCGCCGCGGGACCCUCCGGCCAGGGCAAGAAGCUGACCAAGGCCGAUUUCAAGGCCUUUGUGCAGCGGCGUGAUGACGCCAGUAGUGUUGGCAUCCAGAGCGUGCUGGCGGGGCUCUGA